CGCGUGGCUCUGGGCAUCACCUGCGUGCAGUGCACACCAGUGCAGCUGGAGAUCCUGCGGCGUGCCGGGGCCAUGCCCAUCUCAUCGCGGCGCUGUGGGAUGAUCACCAAGCGGGAGGCAGAGAGGCUCUGCAAAUCCUUCCUGGGGGAGAACCGUCCACCCAAGCUGCCCGAUAACUUCGCUUUCGACGUGUCCCAUGAGUGCGCCUGGGGAUGCCGGGGGAGCUUCAUCCCUGCCCGCUACAACAGCUCGCGCGCCAAGUGCAUCAAGUGCACCUACUGCAGUAUGUAUUUCUCCCCCAACAAAUUCAUCUUUCACUCGCACCGCACUCCUGACGCCAAAUACACGCAGCCCGAUGCCGCCAACUUCAACUCCUGGCGCCGCCACCUCAAGCUGACCGACAAGAGCCCCCAGGACGAGCUGGUCUUUGCCUGGGAGGAUGUCAAGGCCAUGUUCAAUGGAGGAAGUCGCAAGCGAGCACUGCCGCCCGCACCCACUGCCACCGCUCCCGGGACCGCCGCUGUCCCCCAGUGCCACGCGCUGGGCUCAGUGAAGAGGGCUCUGCCAGAGAAGGCUGGCCAGGACCGUCCCCCCCCCACCGGCCACCCCUUCGCCCGUCCGGCUGCAGAGGAGAAGCUGGGGGAAGGCCAGGCCCCCAGGGCAGGCAGCGGUGGCAGCAGCCCAGUGCAGCUUCCGGCGCUGGAGGAGCAGCCCUGCUACAAAGAUAAUCAGAAGAGCAAGGAGGGAAACCAAGUCGUCCUGCCCACAAAGGAGGAUAACUUCUCAGAUAAGAGCAAGGAGCAUAAUUUCUUCCUCACGGAUUCUGAGCCUUCGGGAGGGGACUUCUGGAGAGAUGUAGCAGGUGAACACACACAAGAAACCAAUUCACCUCAUUCGCUGAAGAAGGAUGUAGAAAACAUGGGGAAAGAGGAACUCCAGAAGGUUUUGUUUGAACAAAUUGACUUACGGAGGAGGCUGGAGCAGGAGUUCCAGGUGUUGAAAGGAAAUACAUCUUUCCCAGUAUUCAAUAAUUUUCAAGAUCAGAUGAAACGAGAGCUGGCAUACAGAGAAGAAAUGGUGCAGCAGCUACAAAUUAUUCCCUAUGCAGCAAGCUUGAUCAGGAAAGAAAAGCUGGGUGCACACCUCAGCAAAAGCUAAAGAAGCGCAGGACCUUUUGCAGCUGUUCCCUUGUAAAUAAUAACCCACCGUUCUGAAAUCUAACUUGUAUAAAGACUGAUAAAAUGGAAGUGCUUGGGGAUAUAAAGAACAAGUAAAACAAAUCAGGUUCCUCCGAACUCAAGGACAAGUGACCUCAAAACAUCAUGGACAACCAUGUAAAAUAGAACGUAGCAGCCAUUUAUUAGUAAAACAAACAAAC
Messenger RNA from Meleagris gallopavo (turkey), 1378 nucleotides. The record is from RefSeq and is a predicted model, not a curated record. NCBI's taxonomy places the organism in Eukaryota, Metazoa, Chordata, Aves, Galliformes, Phasianidae.